Rotaria sp. Silwood2 is the source of this 252-nucleotide messenger RNA. Lineage: Eukaryota; Metazoa; Rotifera; Eurotatoria; Philodinida; Philodinidae. The record is from the annotation of a GenBank genome assembly.
AUGCCUGGUGAAACGGAAACUACAAUUAUAUCAAUUUCAGCAGAAAGUGUUUCCACAAUUGGAUAUGUCCCAGAAACAUCAGCAGCAAGUGAAACUAUUGCUACCAGUACUGCGAAAAUAACAAUACCAGCUGCAACUUCAUCUGAAAGUAGCGAGGAAACAGUCUCACUGAGUAGCACUAGUACGUCAAAAAACUUGGUAUUCGUACGAAUGCUGCAAAUCGAGAUACAUACAACGAAAGACAAACCGUGA